CAGUCAGCUGACUCUGAGCUGUCAUGUGGCCUUCACAGGCAAAGGCGAGCCAGCGGAGCGUGAGUAAACAACCAGCGGUAAAUUUCAGCACAGCACAACUCGGUGGUCUCCCUUUCCUGGUGCUGCUCGACCCUCUCACACGUCCAUCAUGGCUUGGACAAAAUACCAGAUGUUCCUCGCGGGACUCAUGCUCACGACCGGCUCCAUCAACACUCUGUCGGCCAAAUGGGCUGAUAUGUUUAAAGCAAAGGGUUGCCAGGAUGGGCCUGAGCAUGCGUUUUCUCACCCCUUUCUACAGGCAGUGUGGAUGUUUCUGGGCGAGUUCAGCUGUCUUGCAGUUUUCUACCUCUUGGUUUGCCAAGACAAACGUCGACCAGAACCUAGAAUCAAUCCUGGCCAGAGAUUCAACCCCUUCCUCUUCCUCCCUCCUGCCAUGUGCGACAUGAUAGCCACCUCCAUCAUGUAUGUCGCUCUGAACAUGACAAGUGCCUCCAGCUUCCAGAUGCUCCGUGGAGCCGUCAUCAUCUUCACCGGUCUACUUUCGGUGGCUUUUCUGGGGCGUCGCCUGGCACUCAGUCAGUGGAUCGGCAUCUUUGUUACCAUCCUGGGCCUGGUGAUAGUGGGCCUGGCUGACUUUGUCAGCGGGAACAAAGAUGAUUCACACAAACUGAGUGACGUGAUCACUGGAGAUCUUCUGAUCAUCAUGGCUCAGAUCAUUGUGUCAGUGCAGAUGGUCCUUGAGGAAAAGUUUGUCUACACACAUGACGUCCAUCCUCUCCGAGCUGUUGGAACUGAAGGUUUUUUUGGUUUCUUUGUCCUGUCGCUGCUGCUCAUCCCCAUGUACUUCAUCCCUGUUGGAAGUUUUGCCAACAACCCUCGGCAGGUUCUGGAGGACGCACUGGAUGCCUUCUGUCAGAUCGGCUACAGGCCUCUCAUUUUGCUGGCUCUGCUCGGCAACACGGUCAGCAUCGCCUUCUUCAACUUCGCAGGGAUCAGCGUCACUAAAGAGAUCAGCGCCACCACCCGCAUGGUGCUGGACAGCCUGCGUACACUGGUCAUCUGGGUGGUGAGCCUGGCACUGGGCUGGGAGCAGUUUCACGGGCUGCAGGUUCUGGGCUUUGUGGUGCUGCUGGUGGGUACAGGGCUUUACAACGGACUGCACCGCCCCCUGCUGGGCAGGAUACCAUGCUGUGCUAGGCUGGUGAAUGAAGAGGAAGGCAGCUCAGUAGAAAGAGAGAGACUGCUGAAUGAUGGCCGGGUGCAGUCUGGUGACAACAGCUAAAAGUUGUGGACACACACAGCACAGACAGUCCUGGGUUAAUGGAUGGUCUGUGAGAGACGCUGCUGUAAUUACUAUUAAAAAUCUUUUGUUCACACCUCAGAUUUUCUGUCACAUGCUGUUGUAACAGGUGAGAGUGUGAAAACUGUCUUAAAGAUAAAAAGUUUGACAUUUUGGAGAAAAAUGUGCUCAUUUCCAUCUCUUCAGAGAGUUAGCUGAGAUUAUUAAUACCGCUAGAACAGGAGGAAACACUGCUUCUGUCCAAAUGCAACAAAAUCUGCCAAGCUGAGAAACUCUCUGCUACAUGACUUCCAUAGUUUUUGUUUGAAUACAAACAAGCAUCCUCUUCUCUCGCCUGCUCCUGUUAGGGCUCACCAUAGCGAAUCAUCUGUCUUCAUCUCAUCCUAUCCCUUGCAUCAUUCUGCCACACUAACUAUCUGCACAUUUUCUCUCCUUCAGUACAUCCAAGCAAACAUGACUGUGCUGAUUGAUGAGCUUCAGAAGUGUCAAUAGGCUGAUUAGCCGUUUCCUGUCAUACUAAGCAAAAUGAAACAGCUGCAUAUUUACCACACAUAUGAGUCUUAUUAAUCUUCUCAUCUAACAAUCUGCAAAAUUGAUUUUUGUUUUACAAAAUGUCACAUUUUUCGAUCAAAGAAACAGUGUGUAGAAAAGGUGGCCUGGAGUAGAUUUUAUAUUACAGGUUUUUAAGGGAUUCUUACUUUUCUGUUGAACUGUGUGUGUGUGUGUGUGU
This is a messenger RNA of Archocentrus centrarchus (flier cichlid), 2030 nucleotides long. RefSeq names its product solute carrier family 35 member F6 (gene slc35f6). Gene Ontology annotation, cellular component: intracellular membrane-bounded organelle; membrane. NCBI's taxonomy places the organism in Eukaryota, Metazoa, Chordata, Actinopteri, Cichliformes, Cichlidae. Gene Ontology annotation, biological process: transmembrane transport. Gene Ontology annotation, molecular function: transmembrane transporter activity. The record is from RefSeq and is a predicted model, not a curated record. Bases 149 to 1282 code for a protein of 377 amino acids. The transcript is spliced from 6 exons.